CAUUCUAUUCGAUACAGUAGGAAGCUUUAUUGACUGUAAACGGGAGCUUAUAGCCGUUUGUCGCGUCGCGUAGCUAGCAUUGGGUGCAAAGGGUUAACCGUGAUGUCAGCUGCAGAGGCAGGGACUGUUACUCACUGCACAGUUUCCACCCUGCUUUAAAUACAACACAAACACAGACAGUCAGCGAACAGACACUGUAGAGACAAAAUACAUGAGCGAAGAGCAGCGAACGUCAACCGGAUUCAGCAGCGUCCGAGGAUCCACUAAGUACUUUUGAAUGGCUGUAACAUCCUAACGCCUCUGCCGCAUCCCACAGUCAGACCAUGAACUACGUGGGUCAGCUAGCCGGUCAGGUUUUCGUGCAGGUGAAGGAGCUCUAUAGAGGCCUUAACCCUGCCACCCUGUCCGGCUGUAUCGAUGUUAUUGUGGUGCGUCAGCCCGACGGCACUCUGCAGUGCUCGCCGUUUCACGUCCGUUUCGGCAAGAUGGGUGUGCUGCGCUCACGGGAGAAAGUGGUUGACAUUGAGAUAAAUGGGGAGCCGGUCAGUUUACACAUGAAACUAGGUGAAAAUGGAGAGGCAUUCUUUGUCAAAGAAACAGAAAGUGAUGAGGAGAUGGUGCCAUCCCACUUGGCUACAUCACCCAUAAUUUCAGAGGGCUCUGCCCUAAUGCAGGCCCAUGUUGGAAAAGGCACAUCCUGUCUGUCUGAGUCUGGAAACGGAACCUCCAUUCAAACCCUGGGCCCCAUGCAGGCCCCUAGUGACAGUUCAAUCAUGAAGAAGAGAAGGAAGAGGAGGAGAAAAUCGCAAGUAGACAGCAUGAAACGAGAGGACAACGGAGACUUUUCAGAAGACGAAGACAUGUUUCCCAUUGAGAUGAGUUCUGAUGAUGAUAUAGAGGCUACAGGAAGCAGAGCCAUGUCACAUGAGCUAUUUGCUGAGAAGGUGAAAGGAACUAGCAGCACAUACAAACAGUCUGAAGGGAACUGGACUGGCAUUCAAAGCAAAGGGUUGGAAAAGACCUGCUCUUUACCCAUUCCCACCAAUUCAGGAUUAUCCAUUUCCUGCCCUCAACAAACAACCAUGUUUCAGUCCACAUUCAGCAGUCCAAAUGGCUCCUUGCCAUCCACACCCAAGAGUGACUCCGAAUUGCUGGCCAGUCAGAGGAGCGAAGGGAAACCAGACAACCCUGAGAUGCUUUGGACAUGGGGAGAGCUGCCUCAUGCUGCCAAGCCGUCAUUCUUGUCAGAGCCCAUGGUGGUGAACCCAAGAUCAAUCCCACCGUCUGAAAGCACACACUUCAGAACCAUCACUGGAGAUGGGAUGGUGGAGUCUCAUGGCAGUGACGUGUUUGCGCCUGAUCUCAGGGUUGAAGAGACAACAUCUGCCACUGCUGUAGAUGUGGAGGCCAUCAGUGCAGCCACCAAUCUUAUGACAGAUCUAGAGGAGGGGCGAAACAGUCCUGGAGCUCAUGCCAUUAGCAAGACAGACUCUCCAUCCAAGAAAAAAGACAAAAGGAGCCGGCAUCUCGGAUCAGAUGGAGUAUAUCUGGAUGACAUCACAGAGUUGGAGCCUGAGGUGGCAGCCUUGUACUUUCCAAAAAGUGAUGGAGCAACUUCGGUGAGGGGUGGGGCAGAUUCGAGAAGUGCCAAUCAAUCCCCUCAGUCAGUGGGCAGCAGUGGAAUGGACAGUGGGGUUGACAGCUUUUCUGACCAGUUAGGAGACUUGCCUCACAUAGCCAUUUCUCUAUGUGGAGGACUGACAGAAAACAGAGAGAUCACUAGAGAGGAAUUCGAGGAACGAGCAAUAUCUUAUCAGGAGUUCGCAGAUAAUCCGUCUAUCAUUGAUGAUCCCAACCUGGUUGUAAAGAUUGGCACUAAGUAUUAUAACUGGACCACAGCCGCUCCUAUCGUACUAGCCAUGCAGGUUUUCCAGAAGCCCUUGCCAAAGGCCGCAGUGGAGAACAUCAUGAAGGAGAAGAUGCCCAAGAAAGGAGGACGCUGGUGGUUUUCAUGGCGGGGCAGAAACAACAGCUCCAAAUCGGAAUCAGCAUCUGACCAGAUUGAAUGUGGAGAGGAUUCUAUAAGAACAGCAUCUGUAAACAGAUUAAAGGAUGAAUCAUCAUCCAGUGAAGAUGACAGUGGAGGUGCUAAACAGAAUCCUGAAAGUGAUGAGCCUGAAGUUCUCCACUGCUACAGGAAGACUCUACGUUUGUCUUCAGAACAGCUAGCCAGCCUGCACUUAAAAGACGGCCCCAAUGAUGUGGUCUUCAGCGUCACCACCCAGUAUCAGGGCACCUGCCGCUGUGAGGGCACCAUUUAUCUGUGGAAUUGGGAUGACAAGAUAGUGAUUUCUGAUAUCGAUGGCACCAUCACAAGGUCUGACACCCUAGGACACAUUUUACCAACUCUGGGUAAAGACUGGACCCAUCAGGGCAUUGCCCGACUUUACCACAGAGUCAGCCAGAAUGGCUACAAGUUUAUGUACUGUUCAGCUCGGGCGAUUGGCAUGGCUGAUAUGACCCGGGGUUACCUGCAUUGGGUUAAUGAACGAGGCACCAUGCUACCCAUGGGACCUGUGCUGCUUAGUCCCAGUAGUCUGUUCUCUGCAUUUCACAGGGAGGUCAUUGAGAAGAAGCCCGAAAAGUUUAAAAUCGAAUGUCUGACCGACAUUAAAAACCUGUUCCAUCCAAACACAGAACCCUUCUAUGCUGCUUUUGGAAACAGAGCAACAGAUGUUUAUUCAUAUAAAGAGGUUGGAGUGCCUUUGAACAGAAUAUUUACUGUGAAUCCUAAAGGAGAGCUCAUCCAAGAACAUGCAAAGACCAACAUAUCGUCUUAUGGACGUCUGUGUGAGGUUGUGGAUCAUGUAUUCCCUCCUCUGAUCAGAGGGAACAGCACUGACUUCCCCUGUUCAGACACCUUCAGCCAGUUCACCUUUUGGAGAGAGCAGUUACCAGAGGUAGAGAAGCAGGAUCAACAUGCUGAGAGCAGCUGAAAGGACAUAAUUAAAAAAAAAAAAGAUAACAUCCCCUACAAACUCUAACGCUGCACUGCCAUAGUGGUAUUCCUCUACGCACAAGCAACUUAGCACUUUGCAGGCCGCGUGCCUCCCUCUGCCUGUUCCUUCAUUAUUAUUUUACACUUUUACAAACAUUUAUCGUUUCUGUUUUAUGUUUUGUUUUACUGAAAAUAAUCAGAAUCUGGUAGCAUAUUAUGCAGCUCAUAUUAGGGAAUUAGUUUUUUUGUUGAUUGAUGAGGGUACAGCUAUUUUGAAGUGCCAAUCACAUUCAUAACCAACAAGCCAAUUAUCCUAUGCUAUUAAAAAAAAUUGUCUAUUGGCUUCGUCCAAGAUUGUGAAGAUAUAUGAGGGAAUACAAUUAUUUUAGUACAUAGUAUAAAAUGUUUUUUGAGCAUUUCCCAUAAAACAUGCUGAGAGAAAUGUAAAAGUUUCAUCAAAGUAAAUAAUAAUAAACUCAGAUGUAGGUAUAAAGCCAACUUUAGUAUAUCUCAGGUGAUACAGAAUACAAGGUAGUCUUUUGAAACUUAAAGUGACCUUUCGUAACAAAGAAAAAUAUGAAGUGUCGGUUUUUACAUUUUCAUCGAAAUUCUUUUACCGCUCCAUUUCUUUAACAACAAAACAACAAAUGCAAGUGGAUCAUUCUUAAUUGUGCCACCCUGGACAAACUUUACGUUUUGCUUAUAAUUAUGUGAUAAUCUUGCAUUCCUUAUUAUUUGUGUGCAUCCUAUGUAAAGUUCUUAACUCUGACCAGCAAAUAUGAAUCAUGCAGAAAUCAUUUUCAUGUCGUAGGUCAUAUGACAUGAGCAUGUUAAGGAAAAACAGAAGCUAAACAAAAGCAAACAACAAUGCAAAGAACACUCAGGUCAUGAAGUAUUUCCUACCUGUAUUAAUUCCUUCAUAUUAAUGUCAUAUUUAUUACAUCUUAAUCAUUUUCAUAAUAUAUAUAUAUAUAUAUAUAUAUAUAUAAACACAAACACAC
Messenger RNA from Labeo rohita (rohu), 3999 nucleotides. It is a transcript of the gene lpin1a, whose product is annotated as lipin 1a. Gene Ontology annotation, molecular function: transcription coactivator activity; phosphatidate phosphatase activity. Bases 324 to 2996 code for a protein of 890 amino acids. Gene Ontology annotation, cellular component: nucleus; mitochondrial outer membrane. The record is from RefSeq and is a predicted model, not a curated record. Lineage: Eukaryota; Metazoa; Chordata; Actinopteri; Cypriniformes; Cyprinidae. Gene Ontology annotation, biological process: cellular response to insulin stimulus; fatty acid catabolic process; triglyceride biosynthetic process. The transcript is spliced from 21 exons.